CAACUAUAUUCACACCGGUAAUUUUCUCGAAGUGUUAGUAGCAGUUUUUGGUAAGGGAGUGAUUUGUUUCUGUGAAUACAAAAGAGAUAUUUGAAAAAUGGCAGCAAUUAGUUUAUUAAAUCCAAAAGCCGAAUUCGCCAGAGCAGCGCAAGCACUGGCUGUAAAUAUAUCUGCUGCAAAAGGUAUCCAAGAAGUCAUGAGGACUAACUUAGGGCCCAAAGGAACCAUGAAAAUGUUGGUAUCUGGAGCUGGAGAUAUAAAAAUAACUAAAGAUGGAAAUGUAUUACUUCAUGAAAUGCAGAUUCAACACCCAACAGCAUCUUUAAUUGCAAGAGCAUCAACUGCUCAAGAUGAUAUAACUGGAGAUGGUACAACUAGUACUGUAUUAGUUAUAGGAGAACUUCUUAAACAAGCAGAUCUUUACAUCUCGGAAGGCUUACAUCCAAGGGUGUUAACAGAAGGCUUUGAAUUAGCUCGUGCUAAAACAUUAGAGAUUUUAGAUUCAUUAAAAAUCCCAAUUACUGUUACCAGGGAAAAUCUUUUAGAAAUAGCAAGGACAUCACUUAGAACAAAAGUCCAUCCUACUAUAGCAGAUAAAUUGACAGGAAUUUGUGUAGAUGCAGUAUUAGCUAUCAGACAGGAAGGAAAAGAAAUUGAUUUACAUAUGGUAGAAUUAAUGGAAAUGCAGCAUAGGACUGCUAUUGAUACUACUUUAAUUCGUGGUAUUGUGACAGAUCAUGGUUGCAGACAUCCAGAUAUGCCUAAAAGAGUAGAAAAUGCAUAUAUUCUUACAUGUAAUGUCAGUUUAGAAUAUGAAAAAAGUGAAGUAAACAGUGGAUUCUUCUAUAAAACAGCUGAAGAAAGAGAAAAAUUAGUUGCAGCAGAAAGACACUUCAUAGAUAAUCGUGUUAAAAAAAUAAUUGAGUUGAAGAAGAAGUUGUGUGAUGGAACAAAUAAGUCAUUUGUUAUAAUAAAUCAAAAGGGUAUAGAUCCACCAUCUUUAGAUAUGCUUGCAAAAGAAAAUAUUAUGGCUUUACGUCGUGCUAAACGUAGGAAUAUGGAACGUUUAGCACUUGCAUGUGGUGGAAUAGCUAUGAAUUCUGUAGAUGACUUGCAGGAGGAACAACUUGGCUGGGCUGGCUUAGUUUAUGAACAUGUUCUGGGAGAAACUAAAUACACGUUUAUAGAAGAUUGUAAAAACCCAAAUUCUGUCACAAUUCUUCUGAAGGGACCAAAUAAAUACACACUAGAACAAUUGAAGGAUGCUGUAAGAGAUGGAUUAAGGGCUAUAAAAAAUGCUAUUGAUGAUCAAGCUAUUAUACCUGGAGCUGGUGCUUUUGAAGUAGCUGCUUGUCAAGCACUUCAACAAUAUAAAGAGAAAGUAAAAGGAAAGCAACGUUUAGGAGUACAGGCUUAUGCUGAAGCUUUACUCAUUAUUCCAAAAACUCUUGCUAUUAACAGUGGUUUUGAUUCUCAAGACACAAUUGUAAAAUUAUUGGAAGAAAGUUCUACUCUAGGAGAAGCAGUUGGUUUAGAUGUGACUACUGGAGAGGCUCUAAAACCAGUUGAUGCUGGAAUUUUUGAUAAUUAUGUCGUGAAAAAACAAAUAAUUAAUUCAUGCACCAUUAUUGCAAGUAAUCUUCUACUUGUUGAUGAAAUAAUGAGAGCUGGAUUAUCUUCUUUGAAAGGUUGAUAAUCUACCAGUGACUUCAUAAAUUGAUUUCCAGCAUUAAUAUAAUUAUUCCAUAUUUUAGGUUAAUUUGGUUCAUCAUAAUGCUUUUUAUACAAUUUACAGCGAUUAAUGUAUUGUAAACAUUUGGCUUGUCACGUAAACUAAUAUAUAUUCAAGUAGAAAAAUACAACUCGUUUUUUCUA
This is a messenger RNA of Vespula pensylvanica (western yellowjacket), 1875 nucleotides long. It is a transcript of the gene CCT6, whose product is annotated as T-complex protein 1 subunit zeta. Bases 98 to 1693 code for a protein of 531 amino acids. The record is from RefSeq and is a predicted model, not a curated record. Gene Ontology annotation, biological process: protein folding. The transcript has 7 exons. NCBI's taxonomy places the organism in Eukaryota, Metazoa, Arthropoda, Insecta, Hymenoptera, Vespidae. Gene Ontology annotation, cellular component: chaperonin-containing T-complex. Gene Ontology annotation, molecular function: ATP hydrolysis activity; ATP-dependent protein folding chaperone; ATP binding.